Thecamonas trahens ATCC 50062 is the source of this 6127-nucleotide messenger RNA. RefSeq lists its product as uncharacterized. The coding region runs from base 1 to 5994 and encodes 1997 amino acids. NCBI's taxonomy places the organism in Eukaryota, Apusomonadida, Apusomonadidae. The record is from RefSeq and is a predicted model, not a curated record. The transcript is spliced from 4 exons.
AUGGACGCGCUUGCGGGGCUCUCCCAGUCUGUCACGGAUGCUCAUUGGGACUGGCUCGUCGAGGCGCUGGAGGAGGGCGGCAUCGAUGGUAUGCGCCAGCGCAUCGCAGACCUACACAAUGAUCUCGAGGCGUGUGCAACAGAGGCGAGGGCAGCCGAGGUUGCUGCCGGCGAGCGAUGCGGGGCGGCCGAGGAGCGAGCACGGAUUGCCGAGGCCCGCGCCGAUGAGGCCGAAGCUCGCGAAGCCGAGACUGCCAGUCGUGCAGAGGAGGUUCAGCGGCAGGUGGCCGCACUGGAGCUGCGUCUGCGCGAGGAGAUGGCGUCGGUCACCACUGCUGCUGAGCAUACAGUAGCUGCGGCUGAGGCAAGGAUUCGCCAACUUGAGGGCGAUGUCGAGGCUGCGCUCCAACAGACUGCUGAUGCCGAGGCUCGGACGGCCAGCCUCGCGGCCGAGGCUGUCGAGAUUGACGAGGUCCAGCGGAUGGUUGACGAGCUCGAGAACGACAUUUUUGCUGCGCAGCGAGCCCAGAACGACGCCGAAGCACGUGCUGCCGAUGCCGAGAAACUGUUGGAAGAUCUGGGUGCAGCAUCGGUGUUUGCUUUGAGGAACGAGGUUGAGGCACAGAAGAGUGAGCUGAAGUCGCUGCGGGCGACGCUCGCCGAGUCAUCUGCACGCGCCGCCAAGCUUGCCAAGGUCGAGAAAGAGCUCAUUGCCUGCGAGUUUCGGGUCGAGGACGCCGAGAUGCGGUGUCUACUGGCAGAAGAGCGAGCAGAAGCCAGAGAGGGCGAACUGGAUGCCGAGGUAGCGGCCAGGGCGGAGCUGGCAGAGUCAGCGGCCGCAGCAGAGCGUGACUACGAGGCCCGCAUCCGCGAACUUGUCGGCGCUGCGGCACAUGCCGACAGCGGAGCGCGGCUUGAGAUGCGCGAUCUCAAGAUGCAGGUCAAGCUCUUGGAAGCGAGACUUUCAGAGGCGACUACCGGUGCGAGCCAGAUGGAGCACCGACUCUGCGGUGAGGUAGCUGAGCUGGAAGCUGCCCUUGCGGUGGAGCGACGGGCACUUGCCGACGCGCGUAGCACUGCGGCUCAGCUGCAGCGCAGGCUUGAUGCUGCUGCCGACAAGCAGACGUCGACAACGGCAGGUGCAAAGAACGAGAUUCGUGAGCUUGAAGAGCGCUGUGCACGACUCGAGAGCGAGGUUGCCAACGCCAAAAGCAGUGCGAGUGUGCGGCUUGCUCAGCUCAACGCAGAGCUGGAGGCGUCACACUCGCGUGCUGCGGAAGCCCAUGAUGCGGCGAACCGACUGCAGCGCGAGCUUGAUCGUGCUCGGCGCAAGCAGGAGUCCCUUGCGGCGGAGAGCGGAGGGAGGGUGACUGAGCUGGAGGCACGAUGCAUCGAGCUCGAGACCGAGCUGUCUGAACAUGGACAGGCCGCAGCCGCACGCAUGGCCCAGCUGGAAGACGCAUGUUUCCAAGCUCAGAAAGAGGCUCGGCGUGCUACGGAGAAUGCAGAUGCCAACCAGCGAGCCGCGGUCAGUGCACGCGAUGUUGCCGCCGAUGCAGAGCGGGCGACCAAGGCAGCUGAGAAGGAGAUUGAGCAGCGAGUUGCCGAGCUCACUGAGAGCCGGGCGCAAAGUGCUGCUGCGAUUGCCAAGGCGCGUCACGAGGUCCACGAGCUUCAGCACGAACUUGCUGCCAUACAGGCGUCGGGCGGUCUGGACGCGGCCGCCGAGCGUGAUACCGCGGUCGUCCGCGCCGACGAGCUAACAAGGCAGCUGGUAGAGCUCCAGGCACAGGCAUCGGAUGCCGAAGUCGAGCUGCGGCGGAGCAAGAGCGAGUUGGAGCGAUUGCGGGAGGCUGCUGCCACGCACAGCAUGGCGCUGGCGGAGCAACGCGAGGUUGCUGAUGCAGCAGAGGCCAAGGUGAAGACGCUGCAGGCCGCGCUUGCACACCAGGAGCGCGAGACAAAGCGGGCUGAGGCCGAAAUGGGCCAUGUUCGUGUUCAGAUGGAGGAAGCGGAGCAGAGCCUCGAUUUGGUGCAGCAGCGAGCCCAGGAGGCCGAGACUGAGGCGGCGCGGAUGCGCAGCCGUGUCGCGGGAGUCGAGCUGCAGUUGGUGCGAGCUGGAGAGGCCCACGUUCUUGCCGACAAGCUCGCCAGUGUGGAGGUGGCUCGCGACGAAGCACUGAGCGCAACGGCUACUGCCGAAUGUCGUCUCUGCGAGGCAGAGUCCCAGCUCAUUGUUGAGCAGGAUCGGGCUGCGGCGGCCGAGAAGAGUGCGCGCGAAGCGCUGUCGGAGCUUGCCGCAGCGCGCAAGCGGGCAGCCGAGGCGGAGGCCAGCGCGGCUUGCCGUGUGCGCGAGCUGGAGGAUGACCUCGCGGCUGCGCGCAGGCUGGCUGUAGAGGCAGAAGCCACCUCCAUUCGGCAGGCUCGGGACCUUGAGGCCGACCUUGCUGCUGCGCGCAAGCAAGCUGCAGAGGCGGAAGUCACCGCGGCUCGCCGUGCGCAGCAAGCGGAGGCUGACAUCGCAGCUGCGCGUAAGCAAGUAGCAGCUAUUGAGGCCUCUUCGGAUCGCCGUGCGCGCGAGCUUGAGACUGAUCUGGCGGCUGCACGCAAGCAGGCUGCAGAAGCUGAUGUGGCUGCGGCUCGUCGUGUGAGCGAGCUGGAAUCUGACCUCGCAGCUGCACGUCAGCAGACUGCAGUGGCUGACGAUGCCGGGCGACGCCGUGCGCAGGAACUGGAGACCGAUCUGGCGGCUGCACGCAAGCAGGCUGCAGAAGCCGAUGCGACUGCGGCUCGUCGUGUGAGCGAGCUGGAAGCUGACCUCGCUGCCGCAGAGAAGAGGGCAACCGAGGUGGAAGCUACCGCUGCCCGCCACGUGCAGCUACUAGAAGCUGACCUCGCAACUGCACGUCAACAGACUGCAGAGGCUGACGACGCCGGGCGACGCCGUGCGCGGGAACUGGAGACCGAACUGGCGGCUGCACGCAAGCAGGCUGCAGAAGCUGAUGCGACUGCGGCUCGUCGUGUGAGCGAGCUGGAAGCUGACCUCGCAACUGCACGUCAACAGACUGCAGAGGCUGACGAUGCCGGGCGACGCCGUGCGCAGGAACUGGAGACCGAACUGGCGGCUGCACGCAAGCAGGCUGCAGAAGCCGAUGCGACUGCGGCUCGUCGUGUGAGUGAGCUGGAAGCUGACCUCGCAACUGCACGUCAGCAGACUGCAGAGGCUGACGACGCCGGGCGACGCCGUGCGCAGGAACUGGAGACCGAACUGGCGACCAUGCGCAGGCAGGCUGCAGAAGCUGAUGCGACUGCGGCUCGUCGUGUGAGCGAGCUGGAAGCUGACCUCGCUGCCGCAGAGAAGAAGGCGACCGAGGUGGAAGCUACCGCUGCCCGCCACGUGCAGCAACUGGAAGCUGACCUCGCAGCUGCACAGGCUGACGAUGCCGGGCGACGCCGUGCGCAGGAACUGGAGACCGAACUGGCGGCUGCACGCAAGACAGUCAGCGAGGCCGAAGCUGCCGCCCACGUCCAGGUCGGCAAGCUGGAGGCGGAUCUUGCCUCCUCGCGGCGACAGAUACACACGAUGGAGGCCCAGCUCAGGCGAUCGACACUAGAAGCUCGCCCGGAUGACCGCUCGCACACGUUGGCACGGAUCGAGUCGCUCGAGAGCGAGCCCAGCCAAACGCGACAGGCACUUCAUGUCCAGGCACGAGGCCCGGGCGCGGGUCUGCAACUGCGCGACUUGGAUGCCCGCGACCAGGCCGUACAGGUGCUACAGGCCGAGCUGUCACUAGUGCGAGCCGAACUCGCUGCAAGUCGUGCUUCUCCGCGGCUCACCGGCGAGACUGAUGCACAAGCAUCUCGGACACGAGCCGAAGAAGACCAGGGGCUACAUGUCACGGUGCGCGACCUCGAGUCGCAGAUCGUCCACACAAGCGCGCGCUCGACUCAGCUGGAGAACGAGUUACGGUCUACCCGCCAGCGGGCGCGCGCGGCCGAAGACGGGCGUCUCGAUAUGGAGCACAGGCUGCGGUCGGUCCAAGCCGAACUUGACUCUGCCACCAGGCGCGUCAGGGAAGUGGAGGCCGAGAAUGUGAGCGUGUUGCAGCGUUUGGCGGCGGCACGCGAGGAGAGUAGCACGUUCGAGUCGCGAUUGAGUGGUUUGCGCAUGCAGCUCGAGUCGGUGGCACGCGAACGUGAUGCUGCUCGUGCCACAGAGGCUGUAGCACGCUCAAGCGACGCUACUGUCUGCGACGAACUCGAGCGCGCGUUGGGCGCAGCACGGCGUAAGCUCAAGCUCGCGCGUCAUGACGCUGAAAGCAAGGAUCGUACCAUGGAGAAUCUCCGGCACGAGUUGGCUACAGUCAAGACCGAGAGCCAUCGCAAGCUGGAGGAUGCGCAGCAGAAGCUGAUGCAAGCUCGGGGCGACGCUGAAGCGCACAAGAACGAGCUGGCACGACUUCGGCAGCGUCUAGAGGCUGCAGACAACGAUCUUCACGUCGCGACAAGUGCUGCCCGCAGAGAUGCAGAUGACAAGAGGCUCGAACUGAGGCUCAUGGAAGAUGCCGUUGAAGCCGCUCGUCGCCAGGCGAAGGCUGCGCGUGGGGAUGCGGAAGAGAAGAGUUGUUUGCUUGUAGCUGCCGAAGAUGCGCUGGCAAAGGCUCGCCGCGAGCUGGAGAACGCCCAUGACGAGGCAGAAGGCACGACUCGCAAGCUUGCGACCGCCAAGUCCCAGGUCGAGGCCAAGGAUCGCCAACUGGCAGCGGCCGAAGAGGAGCUGGCGUCCACCCGCCGCACGCUGACAACCGCCGAGUCCCAGGUCGAGGCCAAGGAUCGACAGCUGUCAGCGGCCGAGUCGGAGCUGGCAACCACCCGCCGCACGCUGGCGACUGCCGAGUCCCAGGUCGAGGCCAAAGAUCGACAGCUGGCAGCGGCCGAGUCGGAGCUGGCAACCACCCGCCGCACGCUGGCGACCGCCGAGUCCCAGGUCGAGGCCAAGGAUCGACAGCUGUCAGCGGCCGAGUCGGAGCUGGCAACCACCCGCCGCACGCUGGCGACCGCCGAGUCCCAGGUCGAGGCCAAAGAUCGACAGCUGGCAGCGGCCGAGUCGGAGCUGGCAACCACCCGCCGCACGCUGGCAACCGCCGAGUCCCAGGUCGAGACCAAGGAUCGACAGCUGGCAGCGGCCGAGUCGGAGCUGGCGACCACCCGCCGCACGCUGGCAACCGCCGAGUCCCAGGUCGAGGCCAAGGAUCGACAGCUGGCAGCGGCCGAGCACGACCUCUCGUUGGCACGGCAAAGGCUAGCGGCAGUUGAAGAGGACCUUUUCUCCACCCAGAGUAUUCUGGCUGCAGGCCAUACCGAGAUUGCCUCCAAGGAUCGACAGCUGGUGGCUGCUGAAGGCGAUCUGUCCUCGGUUCGCCACAAGCUGGCUCUUGCCGAGGCUGAAAUGCAAGAGAAGGCACUGACGCUGACCGCUGCUAUGGCCCAAGCCGAUGCCAAGGAUCAACAGCUGGCAGUUGCCGCGGACGAGCUCAUAUCGGCACGGCGACAGCUGGCGAAAGCGGAAGAUGAACUCGCAUCCACCCGACGGCGACUGGCGGCGGCCGAAGACGAGCUCACGUCGACCAGGCGGCAACUGGCAGCGGCUCACGAGGACUUGACCCUCACUCGCCAGCAGCUCUCAACUGACGCCUCGUCCGCCAUUGCCGAGACUGAGCAGCAUGCUGCUUCUAUUGCCGCUCAUCUUGCCGAGACACAGGCCGCAUACGCCGAGCUUCGCACAGAGUACGAGGCGCUCCAGGCGCGCCACGCACACGACAUGCAGAUGCUCGACGCGUCGGCAGCGGCGCACCUUGGCCAUUCGGCCUCGCGCAUCGCCGCACUCGAGGCAAGCCUCUCGGCAUCGGCUUUGAGUGAGGCCGAGCUGGCUCAGUCGCGAAGCUACGGCCGCGAGCUUGUCUCGCCUCACCCACCAUGUCGAGGCCAAGGAUGAGCUCAUCGCUGCGCUGCAGCUCGAUGUUGAUGCCGCCGUCACCCGCGCCGACGCGCUCGCGCUCGCCAACACUGAGCUCCACCACGCGGUCGACUACUAUGGGUCGCUUUCAUUCCGAGUCUGACGAGCCAGA